Messenger RNA from Hordeum vulgare subsp. vulgare (domesticated barley), 1105 nucleotides. RefSeq lists its product as uncharacterized. Lineage: Eukaryota; Viridiplantae; Streptophyta; Magnoliopsida; Poales; Poaceae. The record is from RefSeq and is a predicted model, not a curated record. The coding region runs from base 1 to 651 and encodes 216 amino acids. The transcript has 5 exons.
AUGGCUCUCGAGGUCGGCGAGGGGGGCGAAGGCGGCUGGCGUUGUCCGUGCUCCCAGCCUUUUCCAUCCCUGAUCCCCACCCGAAUCAGCCGGCGGCGACGGGCAGACGGCCUGCGCAGGCGCGCGGCGGCGCGGUUCCGGCACUCCCCGCUCUCCCUCGACCGUGUUGGCUGUGAGACUCACCCACUUCGCCGCGAGGCCCGGGCUCGCCGCGGCUCUGACGGUCUCGGCGUCCGCUCUCCCCCGCUGACUCCGGCUAGGCCCCAGAAAUUCCCUGGUCCUGCCUGUCGUGGAAUGGCGGCGGCGACACUGCGGUGGGUGGUCCAGAUGCACCGGGACGUGCCACGGGCUGCACGGUUUUAUGCAGAGGGGCUCGACUUCAGUGUCAACGUCUGCACACUCCGUUUUGCAGAGCUCCAGUCAGGGCCGCUCAAGCUCGCGCUCAUGCACACAAAUGACAGUACCCUUGCAACGCAGAGAGCCUAUUCUUCGAUGAUGUCCUUCACCGUACCGGACAUAACCAGCACAGUGACAAAGCUAAUGUCCCUGGGAGCCGAGCUGGACGGGCCGAUCAAAUAUGAGGUCCAUGGAAAAGUUGCAGCCUUACGCUGCAUCGACGGCCACGUGCUAGGUCUCUACGAGCCAGCCUGAAGAACCUGUUUUUUCAAAACACGAAGGAGGAGAAGCCGUUUUCAGUCGCUCGCAGAUUAGUGAUACGCGUGCUUGUUUGUUGCGGCAAAGGAGAUGUUUUCUCAUCGCAAGUGUGACUCGUGUACAACUUCUGGGAGGCUAGGGAUGUUCAGGAAUUCGGGUGACUGUGAUGCUGCUCACUGUUUUCCUCAUGGUGCCACUAGUGUUGUAUAUUUUGUCGCCGGUUCGAAAAAGCAGCAGCUCAGGAUAGUGGCCGGAGCCAACCAGCUCUCAUUCGUAGCGGUAUCUUGGCUGAUUCUGGUUGAUCAUGGCCUGGACUAUUACAGGCGUAUCAGUUCUCUCAACCUGGCCACCUCAUUUUAUUCCAUUUGCCCUGUAAAAUAAUAGUAAUGUGCUCACCCUCUUUUCGUCCCUUGAAAAUGCAACCGCGUGCACAACGCAUGUAUGCAAAGCA